Molecule: messenger RNA, 3864 nt
Organism: Sinocyclocheilus anshuiensis
Lineage: Eukaryota; Metazoa; Chordata; Actinopteri; Cypriniformes; Cyprinidae
Product: transcription elongation regulator 1-like
Exons: 21
Coding region: 27-3026 (999 amino acids)
Cellular component (GO): nucleus
Molecular function (GO): transcription coregulator activity; RNA polymerase binding
Source: RefSeq, a predicted model, not a curated record
UAGCCGUGCUUGAGACUCCAGCGGAAAUGCGUCAAGGGGACUUUUGUUGUAUUUCCGUUAUGGCGGAGCACACAGAGGCAGAAGGCAUUGGCCUGGCCGCUAACAGCAUGGCUCAGCAGCCAGCAAUCCGUUUCCCUGCCACUGCCCCUCCUCCUGCCAACCUCUCCACCCGCAGGCAGCCUUUACUGAGCACCCCUGUGCCUCCCUUUCCUAUGAUGAGGGGUCCUCCACCUCCUGCCCGGCCGCCCUUCGGACGGAUUCCCUUUGACCCCAGUGUGCCCCCUCCCAUGGGUGCCCCUCCUUUACAGAGACCCCCGUUUAUGCCUCCACCUGGAGGAUCCAUGCCGCCUCCACCUGGCAUGAUUUUCCCUCCAGGAAUACCACCUACAGCCGCUCCUGCUCCUGCUCCUCCUUCUACAGAAGAAAUCUGGGUGGAGAAUAAGAGUCCUGAGGGAAAGGUGUAUUAUUACAAUGCACGCACAAGGGAGUCAUCCUGGACGAAGCCUGAAGGAGUGAAGAUGAUCCAUCAGGCUGAGCUGGGUCCAAUGAUGCUGAGCCAGGUAGCGGCGGCAGCAGCAGCCAGUGGAGGUUCCACCGGGCCUGGUCCAUCUGUCAGCAUCCCAGCUGCAGCCAACAGCACUACAACCACACACACCUCCCAGAGCCCCUCCACGGUCAUGAGCUCCACUUCCUCUCCCAGCAUCACAGCAGCCUCACCUCUCCUCCCAACACCUGUGUCAGUCCAUGAUGUCGUGGAGAUGCCUUCAGUUGUAGCCACAACCCCCAGUGCCAUGGCAACCCCAAUAGCAGCUGUCAAUCCUCCAACGGUUACGGUCGCCAUGACUACAGGACCGCCACCUCUGCCAGUGACAUUGCCCCAUGCUGUGCCACAGCCUGCUGCUCCAAUGCCAGGAUUCCCUCCUGUCAUGGUGCCACCCUUCAGAGUGCCCCUGCCUGGCAUGCCCAUUCCACUGCCCGGUGUAGCAAUGAUGCAGAUAGUAAGCUGUCCCUAUGUAAAGACUAUCUCUCCUACCAAAAACGGUAUGCUCCCUGGCAUGGCACCACCCUUGGUACCCAUGAUGCCCCAUCAAAUGGCGAUGGUUGGGCCCUCAGGACUGCCCGGAGCUCUGAGUACAUCUGACUGGACUGAGUUUAAAACCCCAGAGGGAAAAUCCUACUACUACAAUAAAUACACACAGGAAACCACCUGGGACAAACCAGAAGAACUCAAAGAGACAGAAAAAGAGAGUGAGAAGAUCAAAGAUGCAGCUCUUAACAUGAUUGAUGCUGAAAUCAUGGACAUGCAAGUUGGAAGCCCAAAAAUUGACCCACCAAAAGAGAAGAAAGAGGAGCUGAAAGAGGAAGAGAUGACAGAGGAACAGAAGGCAGCGAAAAAGGCAAAGCCUGUUGCAACCACACCUAUUCCCGGCACGCCAUGGUGUGUGGUGUGGACGGGCGAUGAGCGGGUGUUCUUUUAUAACCCAACCACGCGUCUGUCCAUGUGGGAGCGGCCGGAGGAGCUGGUGGGACGGGUUGAUGUAGAUAAAGCGAUUCAGGAACCUCCCCACAAAAGAGGCCUGGACAACAGCCAUAAACUGGUGCUGGCUAAAGAGGAGCAGGAGUUUGCUGUAGCAGAAGACAUACCUGAUGAUGAACCCAGCAAAGCCAAGAGACGAAAGAUAGAGGAGAAGAAGGAGGCCGACUCGGAGAAGGAGGCAGCUAUGGAGGCAGAGCUUAAGGCAGCGCGUGAGAGAGCCGUGGUACCUCAGGAAGCUCGGAUGAAUCAGUUUAAAGACAUGCUGCUUGAGCGAGGGGUCUCUGCGUUCUCUACAUGGGAGAAGGAGCUUCAUAAGAUUGUAUUUGAUCCACGUUAUCUGCUGCUCAAUCCCAAAGAGAGAAAACAGGUGUUUGAUCAGUAUGUGAAGACGCGUGCUGAGGAGGAGAGGAAAGAGAAAAAGAAUAAAAUCAUGCAGGUCAAAGAUGACUUCAGGAAAAUGAUGGAGGAAGCUAAACUGGGUGUCAGAACAACAUUCAGUGAGUUCGCUUCCAAACACGCCAAGGAUUCACGCUUUAAGGCCGUUGAAAAGAUGAAAGACAGAGAAGUCAUUUUUAAUGAAUAUAUGAUGGCCUUCAGAAAGAAGGAGAAAGAGAACUCAAAGAAUCGUGGGGAGAAGGUCAAGCAAGACUUUUUUGAGCUCCUGUCAGAUUACCAUGUGGAUGGUCAGCAGCGCUGGAGCAAAGUGAAGGAAAAGAUGGAGACUGACCCUCGCUACAAGGCUGUGGAAGCCUCUGCAGCUCGAGAGGAACUCUUUAAAAACUAUGUGGAGCGUCUUGCCAAGAAUCCAAACUCUGAGAAAGAGAAGGAGCUAGAGAAACAGGCCCGGGUAGAGGCCAGUCUAAGGGAAAGAGAGCGCAGGGAGGAGGCCAUCCAGAAUUUGAAAGCACUCUUGUCUGAUAUGGUGAAGACGCCUGAUGCAAACUGGUCGGAGACACGUCGGAUCCUGAGGAAGGAUCACCGCUGGGAGUCAUCCUCACUGCUGGAGAGGGAUGAGAAAGAGAGGCUUUUUAACGAGCACAUCGAGGUCCUCGCAAAGAAGAAAAAGGAGCAAUUUCGCCAACUUCUGGACGAGACGAUCUCGAUCAAUUUGAUGACAUCUUGGAAAGAAGUGAAGAAACUCAUUAAAGAAGAUCCAAGAUGCAUCAAGUUUUCCAGCAGUGACAGAAAAAGACAGAGGGAGUUCGGUGAUUACAUCAAAGACAAGUACAUCACAGCCAAAGCAGACUUCCGAACUCUUCUGAAAGAGACCAAGUUCAUCACCUACAAAUCACGUAAGUUGAUGCAGGAGUCAGAGCAGCACUUGUCUGACAUAGAGCAGAUCUUGCAAAAGGAUAAAAGGUUCCUUGUACUGGACUGUAUGUCAGAAGAGAGGCACAAACUCCUCAUGGCGUAUGUGGAGGAGCUGGACCGCAGGGGACCACCUCCUCCUCCCACUGCCUUUGAACCUGCUCGACGCUCCACUAAAUGAUAACACCCACCUCCCAGAUAUUUUUUCCCACUCCUUGGGCCCACACUACCGCCGUUCACAUUAUAGACUCACAGAAACGGUAAAUCACUCCAGUUCAAAGGUUCUACUUGUCAAACCUUUUAAAGUGAAUGGUACAUACCCACUUGCCCCUAGCUCAUGCCACAGAGAACAUCAUGAGAUAAUGACCAGUCAAUUCAGCUAAGCAUAAGACACAGACUAAGUAUUUGGACCAACUGGAAGGGUUUUUAUAUAAUGCCUUUCUAGGUCAUCCCCACAAGGAGACACAAUGUUUUCAUGUUCUUACACAAACUCUUUAUCCGUCCAUUCGAGGGAUAAAGCCACAUUAGAUGCUCAACUGGUGAUUGCAGAGGGAGGUAUGACCACCUGGUGCAUAUCAACCCUUUUUUUUCCUCCAGCCCCCUGCUACAGUCUCAAAUUGCAAACAUCAGUUCCGUUUCACACGUCCAGUCUUUUGCUCCAAACUGUUAAGAAACUGAUUUGCUGAAAUUGGGAGAACCUCCCAAUUUUGUGAACAUUUUUUGGUGACUUUAGUCACCCACAGGGAUAUUCAAGAAUUAUGAAAGCCUCUCUGUGUAUAUGUAAUUUUAACUGACUGUUGGGUUAACAUGUAAGAUGUUUCUAGAUGAAUAUAUAUGGAAAAUACGUAUUCAUUAGUUUGUUUAGUGUGUUACAACUGACCAUAUGAGCACUGGCAGUUGGCCAUGUCAACUGGUCUUACAGUUUAAUUUAAUUGUUCAGAUGUUUCUUAAAAAAGGAUAUUGUUUUUUUGGACUUGCUUUAUGUACAGCUGAUGUUGAAUAAAAGCAAUUUUUUUUUU